Messenger RNA from Funneliformis geosporum, 1617 nucleotides. NCBI's taxonomy places the organism in Eukaryota, Fungi, Glomeromycota, Glomeromycetes, Glomerales, Glomeraceae. The record is from the annotation of a GenBank genome assembly.
AUGAUUAACUUGAUUAGAAGACAGCAAAUUCUUUCGCUUUAUAAACAAAUUUUGAAAGAAUCAUCAAAAUUCUUUGAUAAUAAUGCAAGAAAUUUUCUUAAGGAAAGAGCAAGAAUCAGAUUUAAAGAAUACAAGAAGGAAACGAAUGAAAAAAGAAUUACGAAGAAAUGUGCUGAAGCGCGAAAGGCAUUGAAUCAAUUAAAAAGAGCUAAUGUAUUUGAUGUCAAAGCUGUAAUACGCGUACUUGAAUUGACUUACGGAAGAAGUGGUCCAAAGAGGCAUGAGUUGCUUAAGCCUUACAUCGAUUAUCCUAGCCCACCUCCUCGGCCCUUUCUUCGUAAAGUUCCAAGAACUGCCCCACCACGCAUUUCACCACCACUUCAAUCAUUAUUAUCAUCACAGGAUAAAUCUCUUUAUCCAAUUUUACCCGAACCAAAACAUAAACCACUACAUCCGUGUCGAAAAGCGAAUAUCAUGUGGUGGCAUUACUCUAAAAUUAUGAAACAAGUGAUGCCACCGGUUACUGAAGAAGAAUUAGAAAUAUUAGAACAAAAAGCUGGAAAAGGCACGUUAACAUCUGAAGGUUUAGCAAGGGUUGGAAGAAAUUUUAAAGAUAAGAGUAAUACGAAUAAUAAUGUGACGAUUUUGAGACUUCCAAACAUUCCUAAUAUGCCAAAAACACCGCGUGAUCUUGUUAAAGAAUCUUUUCUCAAAAUUAAAAAAUCUGAUAAAAACGAUCCAAAAUCACAUAUUGAAGCCAACAAAGCUGACAAAAAUAACAUCAAUCGUCCUAUUAACCCACCUGAUACAAGUAAAAAUUUUGUCAUCUCCAAGUCACCUUGGGCAGAUGGACGUCCAAUACCUUUAGUUAAAAAGAUAGAUUGGAAAGGAUUAAACCUUGAAGAAGUGGAAAAUCAGAUCGGCGGUGAUAUUCGAAAUAUAAAUUUCUAUAAAUUAAAAAGCAUUGGUAUCACUGCAUUGGCAUUUGAUAAAGAUAAUACGCUUGCUUCUCCUUACUCCAAUGAACUUUACCCACCUUUUAAGGAUGCAUGGAAAGAGGGUAAAGAAGUAUUUGGAAAUGAAAAUAUAGCUGUUGUAUCAAAUAGUGCAGGAACUGGUGAUGAUCCAGGAUUUAUUCAGGCUGAAGCAGUCGAAAAAAAUUUAGGUGUUUAUGUAUUACGACACAAAUUAAAGAAACCUUCUUGUGGACACGAACUGAUUUCUCAUUUUGCAGCGCAUAAUCCACAUACAAUAGCAGUUAUAGGAGAUCGCAUGUUUACAGAUGUACUGUUUGGGAAUUUGAAUGGGAUGUUUACUAUAUUUACAAGAAAUAUCAUUUCUGAACAACGGGAUAAUUUCAUGGCCGCAAUGGUACGUCGUGUUGAAUAUAGGAUAUUAGAUUAUUAUGUUUCUAAAGAACAAACUACAGAAAAAUUAGCAAACAAUAUUUCAGUUUCAGAAAUAAACAUAUACAAUAUCAUCGAAAAUAUUAUUCUUGGCACUGAAAUUAACUCAACAUCAACAAUAUUUACCUCUUCCAUAAAAACAGAAACUAACUCACAAGGAAACAAGAUCUUUAAGCAAAAAGGUAUACCAACCUUCGACACUACUACUUAA